GAAUUCUUCGUUUGACUUCUCCAGAACCAUUACUUACUACGACCUUCGAUGCAUAUGUCCCGGAAGGAUCCGUAGAAUCCAAAAAACACCUGAUAUCUACUGCGCAACUCCAUGUCCGCCUCUCAGCCACGCCCCAAGCGAGCGGGUGAAGACUUCACCCGCACCCACCACCAAGAAGAUGACGACGUGAACGGUGCCUCCAAGAAGCCUCGCUUCGAUUUACGAAAUCCCUCCGCCCUUGCCCCCGAUGCGCUCGAAGAUGAUGCAGUUUUGGACGCAGACGAAAUAGGACGCCGUGGACAACAAGUUCGCCGCAAAGCUGUCAACCUUGACGGUUACGACUCGGACAGUGAAAAUGAAGGAUUUUCGGCGCGCAUCGAGGCCAAGUCGAAAGCAAGCAAAGAGAAGCACGAUGCGGAAGAUGACGAUAUGUUUGCCGAGUUGCAGGAGGACUUUGGUGCAGAAGAAGUCGACGCCGAUGAGGCCAUGCGCAAGAACAAGAAAACGGUACGAUUCCUACGAGACGACGAGAUCGAGGGCCAAGUCGCGUCAUCCAAAGGCGGAGGCACUGUACAUGCGGAUUUCAGCAAAGGCGCCGACGAGGUCGACAAUGAAGAAGACGAGAGCGAAAGCGAGGUUGGAGAUGAGGAGCGCGCAAAACUCGAUGAGGAGUUGGAUGAGGAGCUUGGCGCUGGCGCGAAGAAAAAGCAUGCGCCCGUACUGGACGCGUUUAACAUGCGCACUGAACAAGAGGAGGGCAGGUUCGACGAUCAAGGCAACUACAUCAGGAAAGCAGCAGACCCGGAUGCGGUCUAUGACAGCUGGUUAGAAGGCGUGUCAAAGAAGGAUAUCCGUCGCGCCAAAGAGGCUGCAGAGAAGCGAGAGGAGGAGAGAAAGGAAAAGGAUAGGCAAGAUGAUAGUGUAUUGACAUCAGACGCCCUGAAGACCAUUAUCUCACACCUCGACCGAGGCGAGACGAUCCUGGAAGCGCUGGCAAGGAUCGGCAAGGGAGCUCCAAAGAAACCUAAAUGGCAGGCGAAUCGCAACAAGAAUCGGAAAAAGCAAGAAACUGCGAACGAGGACACCGAGAUGGCCGAAGAGGAUCCCAAGGAAACGGCUAGGAAGCAAGCAAUUGAUGCUAUCACAGGCGCAGCCGAUAUUCUCAUGACGAGAGGGCAGGCGGAUAUCUACGACACUGAACGCGAGAUGCUCACUAGGCAAUACCGCCGUGAAACGGGGGAGGACUGGGUUGACCCGUCUCCUGGGGACUCAGGGCCCAGUGAAGGAGCUCCUGCGAUGUGGGAGUUUCGGUGGGCGGACGCCCGUGAUGGCGGCGUCACACAUGGUCCAUACGAUAGUGCGACGAUGGAGUCAUGGAAGAAUGCGGGCUACUUUGGCGAAGGUGUCGAAUUCCGAAGGACAGACACCGGUCAGUGGCAGAAAGAAGCAACAUUUGCAUAAACAUCGUACAAACUUACGUCUACUGGCAUUUACGAAUACCAUAUGCUGGGAAACAUUAAUUGCAUCAUUAUCAUUCGAGCCUAGGCUCUUUGUUCAAAGUUGAGACCCAAAUAUCGCAGUACCCACAGCAGAUGUGUUUUGAAAAAGCGCCAGCAUUAUCAUACACCAAGCAAUUCAU
Molecule: messenger RNA, 1639 nt
Organism: Aspergillus eucalypticola CBS 122712
Lineage: Eukaryota; Fungi; Ascomycota; Eurotiomycetes; Eurotiales; Aspergillaceae
Product: GYF domain-containing protein
Exons: 1
Coding region: 112-1461 (449 amino acids)
Cellular component (GO): U5 snRNP
Molecular function (GO): protein binding
Source: RefSeq, a predicted model, not a curated record